AUGGAAGUAUUUGUAUUCGGUUGGCGGAUUAUUGUUGGUUCAAUUAUCGGGUUUUUGGGAGGUGCACUUGGGAGUAUAGGAGGAGGUGGCGGGGGUGGAAUUUUUGUUCCCAUGCUUAUCUUUAUCAUAGGAUUUGAUCAUGGAUCGUCCGCUCCAAUAUCAAAAUGCAUGGUGGCAGGUGCAGCUGUAACAACCGUAUACUACAACCUCAAGCGAAGGCAUCCAACCCUUGAAAUGCCAGUUAUGGAUUACAACUUGGCACUUCUCAUCCAGCCAAUGCUCAUGCUUGGGAUCAGUAUAGGAGUUUCUUUACGCUUGGUUUUUCCUGACUGGAUAGUCACAAUUCUUCUAGUUAUUCUUGUUAUAGGCCCAUUAACCAUGGCGAUCUUAAAAGGUAUACCAAUAUGGAAAAAGGAAACCAUCUUAAAGAAGGACGUUGUCAAGUGUUUGGAGUAUGGUACUGUUGGCGAAGAAUCGGGCAACAAACCCGUAUCAAGCAGUUCAAGUGGUGGCACUCCGAUGAAGACAAAUUCAGUGGUUCCUAUCUUUGAGAAUGUUUACUGGAACGAACUUGUCAUUCUCAUUUUUAUCUGGAUGGCGUUCCUUCUUCUGCAGAUUGCAAAGAUCCCAGUUUCAGUUGGAGGGUCUUUGUAUCAGGCAGAUAGCUUAUAUAAGGGAAAGAAGGUGAUUGCUUUAAUGGGAGUAGGGGGCAUGAAAUGGAAAAAGCAUCAGCUAAUAAUAUACUGUUUAACUGGUUUACUUUCUGGUAUGGUUGGUGAGCUUCUUCGUCUUGGUUCCAGCUUCAUUUUGGUUCCUUUCUUCUUGGAGCUUGGCAUUGCUCCUCAGGUCUCUAGUGCUACAGCUACUUUCAUCGUGAUGUUCUCUGCAUCCUUAUCUGCUAUUGAGUUUUACUAUCUAACGCCUUUUCCGAUCCCUUAUGCACUAUACUUCCUCUCCGUGGCAGCUACCGGUGGGUUUCUAGGCCAGCAUGUAGGAAGAAAGAUGGUCACAUUACUUGGGAGGCCAUCUGUUAUUAUUUUCGUUGUAGUUUUCAACAUUUUCGUGUGCACAAUUUUAUUAGGUGGUGUUGGAAUAGUGGAUGCCAUCGAGAAGAUUGAGCUAAACCAGUACUUGGGAUUUCGGAAUCUGUGUCAAAGACAUGCUUAGUACCCCUUCCG
Molecule: messenger RNA, 1178 nt
Organism: Papaver somniferum (opium poppy)
Lineage: Eukaryota; Viridiplantae; Streptophyta; Magnoliopsida; Ranunculales; Papaveraceae
Product: sulfite exporter TauE/SafE family protein 3-like
Exons: 11
Coding region: 1-1167 (388 amino acids)
Biological process (GO): protein ubiquitination
Cellular component (GO): membrane; Cul4A-RING E3 ubiquitin ligase complex
Source: RefSeq, a predicted model, not a curated record